Molecule: messenger RNA, 885 nt
Organism: Trichomycterus rosablanca
Lineage: Eukaryota; Metazoa; Chordata; Actinopteri; Siluriformes; Trichomycteridae
Gene: ehf
Product: ets homologous factor
Exons: 8
Coding region: 1-885 (294 amino acids)
Biological process (GO): regulation of transcription by RNA polymerase II; cell differentiation
Cellular component (GO): nucleus
Molecular function (GO): sequence-specific DNA binding; DNA-binding transcription factor activity, RNA polymerase II-specific
Source: RefSeq, a predicted model, not a curated record
AUGGUCCUGCAGAGUGUCUGCAGCAUGAGCAUCCCUGCCAGCGUGAGUGCUGAGAGCCAGCUGCCGGCCUCCUGGAGCCCCAACUACAACUGCCCAGAUGUGUCUGUGGGGACAUCUGGCAACAUGAGUCAUCUGUGGUCACAAGAUCUUCAUCCACAGUUCUGGUCCAAAUAUCAGGUUUGGGAGUGGCUUCAGCAAACCUUGGAUGUGCACCAGAUUGACACCAUGUCCAUCCCCUUCAGUAACUUUGACCUAGAUGGAAGGCAGCUCUGUAGCAUGAGCUACCAGGACUUCACUCAUUUGGCUGGAUCAAUCGGGCCUAUCCUCUACAACAGCCUGUCUGAUCUCAAGUGGGGUGCCCAAUAUGGUUCCAUGACAGAUAUGUUUACACCAGGGGAUAUUAAAACAGAAUUAGAUGAUCUGCCAUGUUCAGUCUUAUCAUUUAAAGAGGAACCUAGCUUCUAUACUAAUUCAGAGAAUUUCGGCAUUAACAGUCCAUUUCAGCCCUCUAUUAUGAUGACCUCGCCAAAUACUUGCAGUCCAGACCCCAAAAAAUCCCACAACCGCUCACACCAAGUGAAAAAACACAACCCUCGUGGUACUCAUCUGUGGGAGUUUAUCCGAGAUAUUUUGCUGAACCCAGAUAGAAACCCAGGCCUGAUUAAAUGGGAGAACAGAUCUGAGGGUGUAUUCCGUUUUCUUAAGUCUGAAGCCGUAGCACAACUGUGGGGCAAAAAGAAGAACAACAGCAGCAUGACUUAUGAGAAGCUCAGUCGAGCAAUGAGGUAUUACUACAAACGGGAGAUUUUAGAGCGAGUGGAUGGAAGAAGGCUGGUUUACAAGUUUGGAAGAAAUGCUCGUGGUUGGAAAGAAACUGAGAAGUGA